AGAAUACUUGGCUGGUCUCUCUGCCUGUAAGCUUGAAUCUAUGGUAGGCAAUUUUCACCUACACUUUUAAGAGAAUGUCAACAUUUGAGCAAUUUGAUAUAGAUUUUUACCAGUCAAACUAUACGAAUGAUGGCCAACAACAAGGUUAUAAUGGGUCUGGAGCCACUGGAAAUGUCCAUGAAAGCAAAAAAGGUUGGAUGGGUGGUUUGCCACAGUCGGAUGAUACCUUUGCUCCUCCAGAAAUGUUUUCAUCUUCUCAGCCAUACCAAGGCCAAAUCUUUCAACCGGCAUAUGCUUCUGAGUUUCCACCUAAUAGUGCUUACUCUGACAGCUUUGAUGAAGAACCCCCUUUGCUAGAAGAGCUAGGAAUCAACUUUGAUCACAUCUGGCAGAAGACAUUAACAGUCCUCAACCCGGCAAAGCCAGCAGAUGGCAGUAUUAUGAAUGAGACCGACCUGACAGGGCCAAUGGUUUUCUGCUUGGCCCUUGGAGCAACACUGCUACUGGCCGGGAAAGUUCAUUUCGGCUACGUUUACGGCAUAAGUGCUAUUGGGUGCAUCGCAGUCCAUGCUUUGCUGAACCUGAUGAGCAUAGCAAGUGUUUCGUAUGGAUGUGUAGCGAGUGUGCUAGGUUACUGCCUCCUACCCAUGGUGAUCCUAUCUGCAUAUGCAGUGUUUUUCUCCCUACAGGGAAUUCUAGGAACUCUGCUAGCGGUGGUCAUUGUUGGAUGGUGCAGCCUCUCUGCCUCCAAAAUAUUCACUUCAGCUUUGGCUAUGGAAGGUCAGCAGUUUCUGGUUGCCUAUCCUUGCACUUUACUCUACGGCCUGUUUGCACUCAUGACUGUUUUCUGAGCUUCGAUUUCUUCGAGCUGCACUAUAUGCCUGAUUGCAAAACCAAAGCCAUCUUCGGACAAUCUUUUACAGCACAUUGGAAAUGUUCCCAAAGCUUGGAUUACCUGGAUGGGAAUACAAUUCUGGAUGUAAUGCUUUGUGUGUUACGAAUUGAGCAUCACCUUCCCCAGGCAUUUU
This is a messenger RNA of Elgaria multicarinata webbii, 1028 nucleotides long. It is a transcript of the gene YIPF7, whose product is annotated as Yip1 domain family member 7. Gene Ontology annotation, biological process: endoplasmic reticulum to Golgi vesicle-mediated transport; vesicle fusion with Golgi apparatus. The transcript has 6 exons. The record is from RefSeq and is a predicted model, not a curated record. NCBI's taxonomy places the organism in Eukaryota, Metazoa, Chordata, Lepidosauria, Squamata, Anguidae. Gene Ontology annotation, cellular component: trans-Golgi network; membrane. Bases 75 to 851 code for a protein of 258 amino acids.